Messenger RNA from Seminavis robusta, 2338 nucleotides. The record is from the annotation of a GenBank genome assembly. NCBI's taxonomy places the organism in Eukaryota, Bacillariophyta, Bacillariophyceae, Naviculales, Naviculaceae.
CAGCCGCAACAACAAUGACAGCACAUGGCGACAGCCGACAGCAAAAGGAUAGCAGCUGAUUCCAUACAUUAAUUUACCGUAGCGUAUUAGUAUCCCCUCACUCCUUCCCCCCCCCCCCUUCAUAACUCGAUCGGGUAUUUGAUCAGACCAACUUUUGGUAUGUCAUCCUGGGGAAGAUGCCGAUCUGAUCCUCCUGGCCAUGGGCAACCGCCAAGCCAGCCUACUUCCUACAGUCCUCCUGAUGUUGGACGUGCUCAGAUUCCACCUUGGCAAUUACUGCAGGUGCCCUUCUACCAGCAGCCUCAGCAGCCCAAAAGGGGUCAAGUUUUGAUGCCCAUGGCAUUGGCACAGAUUCCCACUUUGGAUCUGCCAUUUGGAAGAUUGCCCACUCAGGAGAGUCUACCUGUACUUAGGUCAAAUGGGGGAUCCUUAGAUCAGCUCGCUGAGGCUCCUACAAAAAUUGAGUCAGAAUCUCCCACCACCGUCAAUCUCGAGAUCAAUCAAGGUCCUCCAGAGGCCAAUCCACAGCCGAACCACGAAGAAAAGGAAAUCAAUGCAGACAAUACUGUCACCGAGUUUUCUGACGAAGAAGAAAAUGAAGGGGGCAUUUUUGGUUUUUUCCACAAACUCUAUAGUGGAGCUCGCUCUGUUCUGAAUACUAAUAUUUGUAAAGUUUCGGACACCAGUACGGCGGGAGACGAAAGGAGCAAUUCGGGAUCCCUUGGCAGUGAGGAAGAAGAGACGUCAGCCGUUGCACCUGAUGCACACUUCCUUGACGAAGGACAGAAAAAUGCUGCUUCGAAUCUCAAGACAGAAUCCACUGACAUGGUUCUACAGCAACGUGGGGGCAAAACCAAUCCCUGCAACCACAAGAAGAAGGAUCCUCCAGUCAAUGGUGGUGAGCAUUUUACGGCUGACAGUUACGGAGCCACUGCUGCUGUGGGAGCCACCGGGAUUUGCAGGGAUGCUCCGGCUCGAGUCAACACGGGGACCCAUGCUUCAGGGUUGGUUGCAACCACAACAACAGUUGCUGCUGUAGCAGGAAACGAGGUGGAAACUGCGCGCCCCACCAACCAGAAUGGGACAGAAGGAGUCGAGAAAUUGAACUCUGAAUGCGUGGAACCCACUGUGACUCCAGCUGUGACUGGGGCUCCUCAUACUCAUACUCUUGUCCAACCUCCUCCUCCUGCUGCUGCUGCACCUGCACCUAAUGGUGGAACCGUUGCCGUGGCUGUUCGUCCUGAAGCCGAGUCUCCAGUUGUGGCAGUUGUGGCUGUGCCUCCUCCAGCUCAAGUUGCUGUUUUGCCUCCAACUGUACAGCAACCACCUCCUCCAGUUCCUCCAGCUGGUGUUAGUGCUCUUGGGAAUAAUGAGCUAAUGAUGAUGCUUUUGAAGUCUCAGCAGUCUCAAUUGAAGUCUCAGCAGUCUCAUUUGUCAACACUUCAAUCACUUUUGGACAAGAAAGAUCAAAGUCCAGGCCCAGGUACUGGUACUGGUACCACCGUUCAGCCACAGCAGCACAAUGAUAAAAUUGUGUGGCCCAUGGAAAAAGCACAGGCAAAAUCCCUCCCCGUACCUACAUGGGGGGAACAAUUUGCGGCAUUGGCAUCAUUCCAUGCAAAGAAUGGGCAUUUCAAUGUUCCAUUUUCUGAUGACAGACGACUACACAAUUGGGUCAAGAAUCUACGCAAAUCAACCAGUUUGACUGAGGACAUGAAGGCCAAACUUCAUGCCAUUGGAUUCUUCCCCAAGGAACCCGUUGUGGAUCAUCUGGUUGCCAGUCUCCAGCAACGCAACAGUGACAACAACAACAACAAUAACAUAACAGCAAGAGAGCUGCAAGAUCCUCCAGAGGAACAAAAACGUCACUUCGUGUGCAUUGUUGGCAGCGAUUACUGUAUGAAGUGGAAGGAGGAAACCGCGAAGGAAGAAACCGCCAAGGUGGAGAGCCAAAAAACCACUCAACAUGGACCUCAGACGAGAUGGAGUCUGAUGAUGAUGAGGAGGAGGUACACGUACCAAUUCGUCCCAGGGGAGGCACCAGGCAGUGUAAGAGAAAGAGGAAGGUGUCAUCUGCAUCCGCAAGGCCCAAGAAGAAGGGAGCUGGGAGUUCCCGACGACGAUACCGGUAAGUCUUGACCGUUAAAAAAAGAAAAACACAAGAGAAAAUACAAGGGAAGAAAAAGAAGCAAGAAAACACACAAGCAUUGGACGAUGAAACAAAACUACAACAACUGCAUUGGCAAGGGAAGAAAAGGAGGGUGAUGCCGAUGCGUACAGAGUGAGUAGUUUUAUAUGAAUAUAUACAUUACGAUUUUUACAAGUUUGUUUUCGUGCA